AUGAUCGUCUAUCAAAGAAUUCCAACAGAUUUGAUCAUUAUACUGAUUCAUACUGUUUUUCAUGGAUCAUUUGAACAAUCCACAAAAUUGUGUGAAAAUAAUUCAUCGAACUGUGUUAAUGGUCACUGCAUUAAUGGAACGUGUGUAUGUAAUACAUGUUGGAUCGGGAAAACCUGUGAAGAACGAGUACAUAGAAUUCCAAAAUUCACUCAGACAGUAUUCACCUUCGAAACCAAGUUUUCUAACUGGAUCAAUGGAAGUCUGAUUGGUAGUCUUUCUCUGAGUGAUGAAAACUCCUCCUUAGCAUCGUGUGGAAGUGUUCAAUUUAACAUUGUACCUGAUUCAAACUACUUACCAGUAGCUAUCGAUGGAACAACUGGUAUUUUGAAAGUAAUUGAAAGUGAUUAUGAAACAAUGAAGAAUAAUCACACCAUCACUUUUCAAGUGACAGUAAGGAAUGCAAAUACUUCACUAAAUAUAUCUGAUGAUGCAACGGUCAACAUUUUAAUUGAUGAAGUGUAUUCUGACGAAGAAAGAGGAAGUGAAAUCACUGCAGUCAAGAGGGGCGUCAUAGUUCCACCGAAUACUAUCAAUGUCACAUUUUCCAGAGUAUACAUCCAGGACAAUCCAAAUUAUUGUCUAUUCGAUACAUGGUUUAUUGAUUCGGUAAUUGUCCUUCCACCUGGAAAUCAUAGUUUGAUCAUGAAAUUUUCUGGUCCGUCUCUAAAUAAUGUCUAUUACGGAUAUAUACAAUAUUUGUUUGCUUACUACAACGGUACAAAUAUAGCAAAUAAUUAUCCUGUGAAGUUUAGUAAUCUCACAUACUUGAACAAUAAUUCUUCGUCUUCGGAGUUCACAAUGACAAGUCAGAUAAGUGUUUCAUCCGCUCCUGCCAAUGAUUCAAAUGACUUCAGUACUAGGAUGCGAUUCCAAGUUGGUCUUUUUCCUCAAAUGUCGAUUCCACCAAUAGGUACCAAUUUAACAGUCAGAAUGGAGGCAUUGUUGACUCCAAAGAUUAUCGUAGAUAUUCCCAUGAGUGUUUCCUCGAACUGUCCGAUUCAAUAUGAUUCAGUUAACUUUACCAAGUGCCCACCGCAAGUGGAAGUAGGUGGGGUUUAUGAGUAUUCUGUGGACUACUUUAUAAGCAGACCCAUUGGCGAUUACGUGUUCACAUUCACGACUGAUGAGUUUAGUGCUUCGAUUGGACAUAUAUCUUUGACACUACCUACAACAUUCUCUACAUACCCAGAAGGUUACAAAAUAGAUACGCAACAAUUCGUUGGUGGUAACUUUGCACUGACUACCAUUGGCUACGUUAGUGUUUCAAAUCUACAAAAUCCAGGUGUUUAUGACACUACUUUGCCAAUGAUGAAUCGAUCAGUUCGUCUAACAGUUUUUAUUCAGAUAUAUAGACCAAGUUUGGUAUCCGUUAAGUUUGAAGCGAAAAUCUCACCAUUAGGUAAGAAUUCUACAGUGAAUUUUUGUGAGAGCCAACUCAUAGCAUUUGCAGGUCCUAAUUUGGUUGCGAAUAAUGUCUUGACAUUAAAGGAUACCUCAGUGGUGAAUCAAGCUGAAAAGUUACAAUUCUUUAAUCUUCAACUGAGUAUCCUGCCUUCUACGACAGCACUUUAUAAUAUUUAUAUAACUUAUACUGGUAAAAUAAAGGCGGAACCAUGUUCUGUGGAUUACUUGUUAACAGAAAAUAAUUCAACUAAGAAAAUCAGGCUAAUAACAGAAUACACUGUACUUCAAGGGCGAAGAACAACAGGCACAACGACAAUUGGUAUAUUUAGAAACAAUAACCCAUGGAAUGUUUUUUAUAAUUUCCAAUUCGCAGUGAAAUUAUGGUAUGAUACCACCUACGUCUUGGGUGAUACAAUACAAACGUACGUUCGGAUGUUUUCUGGAACACUAACUGUAUGUACUUUAGUUGUAACGCUUCCAGUAACGUCUAUGGAGCAACCCAUACCCACUACUCCUGUCUCUAAAACUCCUGUAGUUACCAUUGAAAAAGUCGAACCACGAAAUUCACAACCAACAGUAAACUUUAGUACAAUUGUAGAAGUUCGAGUGAAAUUCGUUAAAGACUUUGUCUACAUGCCGAUAACUUUUCAACUGCAAGUAAAUUCAAAUGAAGCAACUAUAAUCAGACAGAGUAUUCAAACAAUUGGAUAUCUAUUAAAAGCUGUAGCACUUGUGGCCUAUGAUUUUUCUGUUAAACCUAAUUUGGCUACAUUGCAAAUAAAUUCAGUGUAUUUCAAUGAAUCAUGUACAGAUGCUCAGUGUGAUAUUGCAAUGCGUUACUCGAUAGUCCCAAUUACCACAAAGCCUUUAGUAAUCACAUCAACAUUUACCUCUGGUGUAUCCAGUUUUACGAAAACAUUAACUAUUUCUCCACGAGCUAACUACUCUACUGUGUUGUCAUCAAGUCAGGCUCCAGGAGUUGAUCUAAUUUCUAUUGAUUCAAAAACAGUCAAAAAUCAAGUUAUACCGAACUAUUUAACAUCACUGAAGUUAACGCUAACUCUGAAACCCAAUGUAUGGCAGACGAUAUAUUUUCAACUUUAUGCUCCAGGUGCCUACCAAGAAUACAUAUUAGUCAAGCCAAUAAUGCUAAGCCAAUCAACAUCAUUGCCAUAUGUCAGCUCAGUUUCGGACUCUCUGGAAAAUAUGGUUUAUAUCAGUAUAGAUAAAACUUAUUACGAAGGAAUUGCAACCGAUCAAACGACUUCGGCAGCAAAUCAGUUGACUUACUAUAUCCCAAUGUUCACUGCGAAUUCUGUCAGACCACUGGUCAAUUUCACUUACAAUCUGACAGUCAAUUCAAUCUCUAUAUUUGGUAAUUUCAUAUUUACUACCACCACUCCAGCAGCAUUUACUACAACUCAUACAAAUACUUGGACGUUGAAUUAUCCAAGUGCCACUGAUGUAUAUAAACAAAUGUGUACUGGAGGACCGUUUGAAUUUAUAUUGAAUAUGUGUCCGUUUGAAAGACGUUGUUCAUUCUUUACAUAUUGGAUCAACAGAAUUGUGAAUGGUAGUGCAGCUCUUAAUGUUACAAAAGUAGAUGUAUAUAAAAGUGGUCUAGAUGUGUGGUUCUCAACCUCAUUCUCUAUAAAUUUGACAUCUGAACGUAGUUAUGUGAGAGUGGAUUACGGUCCAUCAUGCCUCAUCAAUCAAUAUGUUUAUUGCACGCAAUUUAAACAUACUCUUUAUUUAAUGGGAGAUUGCAAUGUGACAACGACAAUAAACUACGCUUUCCCAACAUUUGUUAAUAUCAGUGGGAGUACAAAAAAUUUUACCGGUCAGACUUUGGUAUUGAGCCCAAUACCAAGUUUCCCAAUAUACACCGACGUAAGCGAUAAAUGA
Messenger RNA from Schistosoma curassoni, 3369 nucleotides. Lineage: Eukaryota; Metazoa; Platyhelminthes; Trematoda; Strigeidida; Schistosomatidae. The record is from the annotation of a GenBank genome assembly.